GAGAAGAGAGGAGAGGAGAGGAGAGGAGAGGAGAGGAGAGGAGAAGGCACGCCGGCACAUUCUUCUUGCGCAUUAUUCAGGCAACUUUUCAAAGGUGCCAACACAUCUGCCUCGCUCGCAUAAACAGGAACUCGCUCAGAUGUGAGCAGAAUCCAUGAAGCAAGAGGACUUAAGACGGAACUAAUCCAAAGGGCGUGUCUGGGAACUGUUCACUUCUACGGCGAGCGAGAUGGGCCAAACUCGCUCGGUUCCCCUGCAUACCAACGCCACCACCAGCACCCCGGGCAGAGCGGCAUGGAAGGCAGGCGAGACGGCCCAGUGCCUCGACGCUCGUAGACUAAAAAGCGAAAGAAAGCGUCUUACUUUCCGGAUAAACGAGAACCCGAUGAAAAAGCAAGCCCUGUCGUGUUUGGGAAGGCGAAAGCGAGACGACAGCCCGACGAGAGCGGAGCCGAGCGCCGGAAGCGAAGCGGGAGAGCCAGCCUCCCACCACGAACGUCGAGAGAGAAAGUUACCCAGGGACGGGACACUAUCGGCCGCCGAGGAGCAGCGAGUCGCCCCAGCAGGCUUUUCGGAGGCGCCGGCGCUGGCUCAAAAUGGAAACGGGGAGACGACCGAGGAGCCAGGCCCGGGGAGCCUGAGCGCUGAAGUGAGCGCUGCUGGCUGCGUGGAGACGAGUGCCGGGCGGGAGGACGAUGCCUCGGACCCCCCGGCGACGGCCAUGGAGUGUCAGGCAGUUGGGGGAAACAGCCAUGAAAGAGUAAUGGGGCCUUUGGGAGAGAUGAUCCCGGUUGAGUCGGACUCUUCGCGGACUUCAACAAGCUUAGAGUUGGGCGAGCGUGUUGAACGAGUGGACGAUUCGAUUACAAUGACCAAAAGUGAUGUAAUUAUCGCCCCCUGUCCUGUCGAAGACACAAACUGUGACGAGGCACCCCGGAUUCUGCCGUAUCUGGGCACCAUACCGAAACUCAUCAUCACCCGGGACCCCAGUCCCAGCCGCUCUGAGGAGUCAUCGACUCAGCUGAGCCUCCGCACCGAAGUCAGCGCCCGGUGGGGAUCGGAGCUUCAUCCGGACGACGAGUCUCCGUGCUCGGACAGUGGUUGCGGGGGGUCGCCGGCGCUUAUGCGUUCCCCUAGGAAGCUGUCCAACUCGUCCUCCAUCGGCCUGUCCUCAGCCUCGUCGUUCGAAGAGUCCGAAGACGACUACACGGGCAGCGACAUCGAGUCCAGCCUGUCCCCGACAAGGUCCCUCUGCAGCCCGGACGACGGCCCAGCGAAUAAAUCGUGGCACAAGUUGAAGACUAUGGUGCACUGGUCCCCCUUCGUCGUGUCCUUCAAGAAGCGCUACCCGUGGGUGCAGCUCGCCGGUCACGCAGGUAACUUUAAGGCCGGCGAAAACGGCCGCCUGUUAAAGCGCUACUGCGAGUGCGAGCAGCAGUGCCUCCAGAAACUGAUGAAGGACAGCCUUAAGCCAUACGUGCCUGGUUAUUAUGGGGUGGUGCAGAGAGACGAGCAGGACUACAACCUGAUGGACGAUCUGCUAGCUGAUUUUGACUCGCCGUCCAUCAUGGACUGUAAGAUGGGCAGCAGGACUUACUUGGAGGAGGAGCUGAUGAAAGCCAGAGAGCACCCACGCUUGCGCAAGGACAUGUACGACAAGAUGAUCGCUGUGGACCCCGGGGCCCCCACUGAGCAGGAGAGGGUCCAGCAGGGCGUGCUUAAGCCCAGAUACAUGCAGUGGAGGGAGACGCUCAGCUCCACGGCCACGCUGGGCUUCCGCAUCGAGGGCAUCAAGAAAGCUGAUGGCACCUGCAACACCAAUUUCAAGACCACCAAACUCAAGGAGCAAGUGAUGCAGGCCCUGGAGGACUUUGUCGAUGGAAACACUCAGACCCUGAAGCUGUACUUGCAGCGACUGGAGGAGUUGCGUUCAGUGCUGGAGCAGUCACAUUUCUUCAAAACUCACGAGGUGGUGGGGAGCUCUCUUCUGUUUGUGCACGACAACUCGGGGAAGGCCCGCGUGUGGAUGAUCGACUUUGGCAAGACGGUGCCCCUGCCUGCCCAUAGGACCCUAGACCACCGGACCCCCUGGGUGGAGGGCAACCAAGAGGACGGCUACAUGUGGGGGCUGGACAACCUCAUAGACAUCUUCGGGUCCAUGCUGGCUAAGGCGCCGUGAGCCGGUGACCGCCGAAACCUCUCCAUGGAAAAACUGGAAGAGGUGGAGAUUGCGGACUCGCUCCACUUAAUGCAAGAUAGGACUUUUAUGGCUAAGUGGAUUGCAGCCUUGUUCUUCAAGUAGUCAACAUGAGGCAGCUUGUUGCCUCCUCUGAGGUUAUUUUUGCCUCGUUUCACGGUUCGCAUUAAAACACAUGGCAACACUAAAACACUGGUUAUUCAACCAUGUGUCAACCAACCAACUGUAAAUAACAAUGUAUUUAAUUUUUUUGGCCUUUAUAUAAUCCGCUUACCUUCCUUGUACAAUUUAUGUGCCUACAUUUUUAAAAGAAAGACCAUUUCUGCUAUUUUUCCUUCUCCCUUUUUUUUUUUUUUUCAUCUUUACGGAUCGAAAUUCAACUUUGCAACCAGGUUUGGAACUUGUUGCACUUUGCAUCCUCACGGAAGCCAACGAUCAAAAUGAGCUGUGCCUCAAACUUCAAGCUUGGAAGCAGCAUUCCCGUUGGAUUUACAAACACGCACCCGAAAGAACUGCGACGUUUUAAAAACUUCUCAAAGUGACUGUAAAGCCAUACGAAAGUUUAAACGACAGCAAUACCUUUAUCCACGGUUGAAAAGAAAUGUCUGCUGCUGUUUGAUUGAUCGACAGUAGAUGACCUUGUCUUUGACAGCGUGUGUGCUGAUAAUACACACAAGGAAAUCAGUCAUCUCUAAAAAGUCAACAUUGACUUGUUUACAAAGUAUUAUAAUACUUCCAUCCAUGUAUAAGAGCUAACCGGUUCUUUUCCCCCGCUCCUCCUCCUAACUGGGUGCUUUGUAAUAUAAGGAAACUGGAUAUAGUAAUGUUUAUAUUCUAUAAGCACAAGGGUAUUUUUAAGCAGGGAAACUGCAGCAACAGGUUACAUACACAUACUUUUUUUGCUUUCUUUUUGCCAUGAAGGUAAUGGAUUGCAAUAAACUGGAAAUAAGACUUUUCA
Syngnathoides biaculeatus (alligator pipefish) is the source of this 3155-nucleotide messenger RNA. It is a transcript of the gene itpkcb, whose product is annotated as inositol-trisphosphate 3-kinase Cb. Gene Ontology annotation, biological process: inositol phosphate biosynthetic process. Gene Ontology annotation, molecular function: inositol-1,4,5-trisphosphate 3-kinase activity; inositol tetrakisphosphate kinase activity. The transcript is spliced from 9 exons. NCBI's taxonomy places the organism in Eukaryota, Metazoa, Chordata, Actinopteri, Syngnathiformes, Syngnathidae. The record is from RefSeq and is a predicted model, not a curated record. Gene Ontology annotation, cellular component: cytoplasm; nucleus. Bases 230 to 2179 code for a protein of 649 amino acids.